Messenger RNA from Capsella rubella, 352 nucleotides. Its product is annotated as CLAVATA3/ESR (CLE)-related protein 19. Bases 30 to 266 code for a protein of 78 amino acids. NCBI's taxonomy places the organism in Eukaryota, Viridiplantae, Streptophyta, Magnoliopsida, Brassicales, Brassicaceae. The transcript has a single exon. The record is from RefSeq and is a predicted model, not a curated record.
AAAACAGUAUUUUUGACCAAAACUAGAAAAUGAAAAUGAAAGGUUUGUUUAUAUUGGCUUCUUCUCUCCUUAUUCUUGCUUUCAUUCAUCACUCGGAAUCAGCUUCAAUGCGGAGUUUGUUGAUGAAGAAGGGAUCAUAUGAAGAAGAAGAAGAAAAAGAGCAACAAGUUCUAAAGUAUGACUCCAUGGGAACGAUCACUAACUCUUCUGCUUUUGACUCAAAACGAAUAAUUCCCACUGGUCCAAAUCCACUUCACAAUAGGUAACUUUGAUAACUGAUAGAUCGAACAAGAAAAUGAUGUGUGCUAUGUGUAUCUAUCUUCUUGUGUAUUUUUGUAAUGUUGAAUAUAUA